Messenger RNA from Drosophila hydei, 594 nucleotides. RefSeq lists its product as uncharacterized. The record is from RefSeq and is a predicted model, not a curated record. The coding region runs from base 1 to 576 and encodes 191 amino acids. Lineage: Eukaryota; Metazoa; Arthropoda; Insecta; Diptera; Drosophilidae. The transcript has 3 exons.
AUGAAUCUGCGCUACAUUUGCACUCUGUCGCUGCUGCCCACGCUGUACGUGCUGCUGGUGCUGCUGCUGGACUAUGUGGAGCAGGGCUUGGCACAGAAUCCGGAUCCGCUGUUUGAGCUGCCCGUGCAGCUGGUCGGCUUUCCAGUGAUUGUCCUGUCCGUGCGGCUGUCGCAGUUUGCCAAAAAGCUGGCCUACUCCCUCAACCCGAAUACGUACCGUGCGCGCAGCAGACGCGACGCCGGCCAGCCGCACGCCCUCGACGCUGAGUUGGCCAAGAAGGAAAUUCUGCGCGAGUUCGGGCCACAGGCUUGCAUACUCGAGGAGCCGUGUCGCAUGCAUGCCGCACGUUCUGCCAGCCAACGACGUUCUGCCACUGAAGGCAACGCCGCACCACAUGCGCCCUGGUCCGAGGUCUUGAGGAACUACAAAGUGCAAUCAACCGGCGGCUUGAAACAAUGGUAUCUGCUCUCGCUCUUUAUCGGCGAUGCUGUGCGAGAUGUGCCGCUAUGCAAGCACCUGGCCAAGCGGAUGCCCUGUCCAGGCGCCGGACCGCUGCCGCCGCCACAGCCUCGCUAAGGACCUACUGCAACAUGG